Molecule: messenger RNA, 3727 nt
Organism: Klebsormidium nitens
Lineage: Eukaryota; Viridiplantae; Streptophyta; Klebsormidiophyceae; Klebsormidiales; Klebsormidiaceae
Source: the annotation of a GenBank genome assembly
GGGUUGGGCCUUGGCCCCUUCUUCUUGCUGGCGCCGCCAACCUGGCAGUCGAUGGUUGCUGCUAGGUAUUGCGCUACAUUCCUAGGUAUUGCGACUUGCAGGGUGGUUGAAAGGCUUUGACUUUCGACAGGCUUCUGCUGCAGCUUCUUUGUCAGCUUCCAUCUUAUGAGGGCACUCCAGGUCCCAAAUGCUCUGUGCCCAUCCUUGUAACCUUGGGGAGCCACUCGGUGGCGUCGAAGCGCUCGAGCAUCUUUCAGAUCGGUCUGAUGGCAGAUGAUCGUCUCACUUGUCACCCAGUGGUGUAGUUCAUGACGGAGAAUGGCAAAUUGCUUUGCGUGCUUUGCUCGGUCUGAUAAGGAGGAGGCUCCCGAGGACGAUCGGAGUGCACCGGGGAGACAGCAUGGAGCGCCGGCCCGUAAGGUGUUGCCAGAGCACGAGAUGCUCGUCCCAUCCAACGGCCCUAUUAUCGGCACUCCCGCGCACCCCAACGCCCGCCUCGGCCGCCUCCCCUCCAAAGAGCCCGAGGAGCACUUUGCGUCCCACCCAGAAAAGUCGCCGGCGCAGAUUUUCACCUUCCGGGAACUGCAAGCAGCCACUCGGGACUUCCGGCCUCAGAACCUGCUCGGGGAGGGCGGGUUUGGCAGGGUUUACAAGGGCCGGUUAGAGCGGACGGGGCAGAUUGUGGCCGUGAAGCAGCUGGAUAGGACGGGCCUGCAGGGCAAUGCGGAGUUCCGAGUGGAGGUGUCGAUGCUCAGUCUGCUGCACCAUGAGAACCUGGUGAACCUGAUCGGAUACUGUGCGGAUGGGGAUCAGCGGCUGCUGGUGUAUGAGUUCAUGCCGCUGGGGUGCCUGGAGGAUCAUCUGCAUGACGUCCCCCCCGAGCGCGAGCCCCUCGACUGGUACACCCGCAUGCGAGUUGCGUAUGGCGCCGCCAAGGGCCUCGAGUACCUGCACGACAAGGCGGACCCCCCCGUCAUUUACCGCGACUUCAAAUCGUCCAACAUUCUGCUCGAUGUCGGGUUCCAUCCGAAGCUCUCCGACUUCGGUCUCGCGAAGCUCGGGCCGACGGGGGACAAGACGCAUGUGUCGACGAGGGUCAUGGGAACAUACGGUUACUGCGCGCCGGAGUAUGCGAUGACGGGGCAGCUGACGACCAAGAGUGACGUGUACAGCUUCGGCGUGGUGCUGCUGGAGCUGAUCACGGGACGGCGCGCGAUUGACAGCUCGCGGCCGCGGCAGAGCAACCUGGUGGCCUGGGCGCGCCCCCUGUUCAAGGACCGGCGCACAUUCCCAAGCAUGGCAGACCCGUUGCUGCAGGGCCGCUACCCGAUGCGAGCGCUCUACCAGGCUAUGGCAGUAGCCGCCAUGUGUCUGCAGGAAACCGCCACCCUGCGGCCCCAGAUCGGUGACGUGGUUAUGGCCCUUAACCAUCUCGCUAACCAACGCCAGGAGCCCGGGGAACCCGGACGACGGACCUCGCGGGAGAUCCCACGGGCUGGACCCCGGGGGAUGACCACUCCGGAACGACGCGGGGGCGAGGAGAGAAAUGGAGACAGGUUGAGGGGGGGGUACGAAAACGUGCGGCAAGCGGGGGGGCGGAGGCGAGAGGACGAGAACUGUGGGGGGAGGAACUGGGAGCGCGAGAAGGGCAUCUACUUCCGGGGGGGUCAAGAGGGCCGGCAGGAGACCCCCCGGCGGCGGGACGACGAGUUUGGGAAUGGGGGCGAGCGGAGCGAGUCGAGCCACAGCCGGAAGCCGAGCGGCGACGGCAGCGAGUCGUACCGGUCUGAGGACACGUUUGAAGCGGAACGGGGGGGUGUGAAGGCCGCCGAGCAAGACCCCCUGGGAGACGGAGACAGCGCCCGGGCGAGCCCCCAAGUCGAGCGGUUCGUUCCCGCCCCCCUCCAGCAGGAGUACGCGUACCCCCCCAGCACGAGAGAGCACCCCGCGUUUGCGGGGACGGCGAAGAGCGCGAUCCUGGAGCGGAUGUCGUCAUGGGAGGCGCGGCGGGGGAGGGGGGGCCCGGCAGGGACGUUGAGGCACAGGGUGCUGGACCGCACUCAAGACAGGGAGGCGGCGGCGCGGCAGGCGCGAGUUGUGGAGAUCCCGGAGAGAGGUGCGGGUGGGGAGGGGUCGAUCGCUGCUGAGAGUCCGCGGGAAAUGCCCCUGGGGUGGGACCUGCAGAGCGAGGCAACGACGCUGUCAGCGGAGGACCGGGGCCAGGCCGUCUUCGACCUCGAAGUGCCGGAGGCGUCGUUGCAGGAAACGUUUGGGGUUGCGGCGCCGGGCCGGAUUGAGAUGGGAUACGGGUUUGGACAGGAUGAGCCGGGGAGGGGGCCCGGCGCCGCGGCCGGGCAGCAAGACGCUUUUGGCAGCGUGGUGUACCCAGAGGUGCCAGACCGGGGGUACCACGACUUCGGUAGGCUAAGCAUCGACGAGCGAGCAAGCGCUCUUGAGCCUCCGUUGGUGGGGGCAGGGGCCGCAACAGAGUUGCCUCUCUCCAACGGCGGGGCCAACGCUUUCCCUUCGGAGACCGCUGCGGAACCCUUUGAGCCGGCUGUGGCGCAGCAAAAAGUGGCAGAUUUGGGUGGGGGGGAGAAGGAGCCAACGGAUCAAGCGGGCGGAAGCUCCGAAGCUCCGGCCGAGAAGCCCGUCGGGUUUCUGGCGAUUCCCAGCUUCAAGGCCAGGCAGGAACAGGCGCUCGACGCUGCGGGGCGGGUCGCAUUUCUCUGGCAGCAGCAGCAGCAGCAGUCGCCCCCGCCCGUGCGGCCAACUCCCGCAAACCCGUUCGACUUGUCCGAAGAAAGUCCGCAGCCCAGCAGGGCGCGGAGCCCAGUCACGGUCGAGAGUCCGCGAAUCGUCCACAUGGUCGAGAGUCCGCGAAUCGUCCACAUGGUCGAGAGUCCGCGAAUCGUCCACACGGUCGAGAGUCCGCGAAUCGUCCAGAGCGUCCGGAGUCGGCCGCGGACGCCAGAGCGGCUUAUGCGGUUGGACAUGCCCCGGGACUCUCUAGAACGCGUUGACUUCGUGGCGGAGCCGGGUGCAAGUGGGGAGCCGUCGAGGUUGGAAGAGUACGCAUGGGCCCAGCCGCAGGAUCCGAGCAAUGGACGACGCCCGGGAUCGUUUGGUGUCGGGGGAAUGGGAUAGCCGCCAGCCGCCCGUGUCCAAGUGGAUGAGCCCCCUGGCAUUGGGCUGCCGGGACCUUCCCUUGUAUCUCUUGCAAGGAAGACUAACCGCAAGCUGAGCCCGAGGGAAAGGUCUCCUCAAAACGGGUACCUGUAUGACAGCUUUGACGGCACUCGCGGUCCACGGUAGUGCCCGGCCAUUAGCUAAUCAAUGAGUAGAGGAAAAUUUGCGCGACAGAUAUUUCUGCCUUUGAACAGAGUGUCGGACUCUUUGAUUUCUGUGGUAGUUAACGCUUGCGAAGAAAGAUUGACCAGCUAUGCGACAAAGGUCUUGCGGCUGGAAGGCUGGAUCAACCAUGUUCUACGAUGCCAUACUUCGAAAUGGUGUGGAGGCGGGAGUUUUGUUAGCUUUGAUCAUAGGGUCCCCCAAGGUUGACGGUGUCUAAAUAAAACAUUGUGGUAAGCUUAAUACAUACUCAUUGAGGGCCAACUUGAACAGAAGUUGCUUUAAUAUAUCUAUUCAUGUCUCACGUAUAGAAACUGGGCAUAAAUACAGGCUUGUACAAAUUCACCAUCAGUUGUGCCAAAGCUUUAUUACACGC